AUGGCAUCAGAUACAAGCCGUGCUUCUUUUGAACAUGUCAAAUUGGAAGAGACGGGUUUCGGGGCAGCGAUGUUCGUGCGCCGUGGCUGUGCGGGCGAGUCCAAAGACAGCUGCUGCAUCAACAUUUACAUAAACAGCAACGUCCAGGGGGUGAGCAAUUCCAUUUUGGUCGGAAGUGAGGUGAGAAUGGGCGACCCGGGCGUUUCUCUGUACUUUGGAGACAUAAAGCUGGCAAAUGGGCACAAGAAGAGGAGGAGAUAUCAGAGAAUUAAGUGGAGGUUUGGGCUCGGUAGUUUUGUGGUCUCGUUACUAGUGUUUGCAUUGCUCCUCUUGUUGCUGCUUCUGAUAUUGUAG
Messenger RNA from Syzygium oleosum, 354 nucleotides. RefSeq lists its product as uncharacterized. The record is from RefSeq and is a predicted model, not a curated record. The coding region runs from base 1 to 354 and encodes 117 amino acids. The transcript has a single exon. Lineage: Eukaryota; Viridiplantae; Streptophyta; Magnoliopsida; Myrtales; Myrtaceae.